AUGUGUCAAACUCACCAUCUCCGCUCCCGCAACUGCGGCCACCACUGGUUGCAGAUCUCGCGGCCGUGCUACCCGGGCUGGGGGUUCAACAUAUGUGACACGUUCGGGGACGGAAUCGCGCGCGACCCGUCUCCGCUGCUGAAUGCCGAGGCGCUCUGCCCUGCCUGCGCAUAUGGCGGCCGCUACGACAAGAACCAGGUUCGCAUGGUUAUGGACAUUAAGGAUCGCUGGCGCUGGGGCCGUGGGCCGUGCAAGCAGGACGCCGGGAUCGAGUGCGUCAUACUCUGA
Messenger RNA from Neoarthrinium moseri, 288 nucleotides. RefSeq lists its product as uncharacterized. The coding region runs from base 1 to 288 and encodes 95 amino acids. The transcript has a single exon. NCBI's taxonomy places the organism in Eukaryota, Fungi, Ascomycota, Sordariomycetes, Amphisphaeriales, Apiosporaceae. The record is from RefSeq and is a predicted model, not a curated record.